Molecule: messenger RNA, 1555 nt
Organism: Cajanus cajan (pigeon pea)
Lineage: Eukaryota; Viridiplantae; Streptophyta; Magnoliopsida; Fabales; Fabaceae
Product: amino acid permease 3
Source: RefSeq, a predicted model, not a curated record
GGCAUCAACAUUGUUUUUCAUAUGUGAAUUCAACUCCAUCAUUGUUUGGUCAGAACAAGAUCAUUAUAUUACAUUUUCCUCUUCUCUCUCGUGUCCAUAAAAGAUGCUUCAAAACGCUUCCAGAACCAACAUUAGCAGCCAUCAAGCUUUUGGCAUGGAUGCUGAUCCUUCACAAACUGACUCCAAAUUGUACGAUGAUGAUGGCCAUGUUAAACGAACAGGAAGCGUUUGGACUACAAGCUGCCACAUAAUAACAGCUGUGGUGGGUUCUGGAGUGCUGUCAUUGGCAUGGGCCAUGGCUCAAUUGGGUUGGGCUGCUGGGCCUAUAGUUAUGGUGUUCUUUAGUAUUAUAACGUUGUACACGUCGGAGCUUCUGGCCGAUUGCUAUCGGUCUGAUGACCCAGUUUCAGGGAAGAGAAACCCUACUUUCAUCGGAGCGGUUCAGUCCAUUCUUGGUACUGGUGGGUAUUAUGAUAUUUUUUGUGGGAUAUGUCAGUACGCAAAUCUUUACGGGACUGCCAUAGGAUAUACAAUUGCGGGUUCUAUUAGCCUGAUGGCGAUAAAAAGGUCCAACUGUUUCCAUUCCUCGGGUGGAAAGGAUCCAUGCCACUUUUCAAGCAACCCCUACAUGAUCAGUUUUGGCAUAAUCGAAAUUUUAUUAUCUCAAAUUCCAGAUUUUCAUGAAACAUGGUGGCUCUCGAUAGUUGCAGCAGUCAUGUCCUUUGGCUAUUCCGUAAUUGGCCUCGCUCUUGGAAUUGCCAAAGUUGCAGAAAGUGGUACCUUCAAGGGCAGUAUCACAGGAGUACCCGUUGGAACUGUGACAGAGGCCCAAAAAGUAUGGGGGGUUUUGCAAGGUCUAGGUGACAUAGCCUUCGCCUAUUCGUAUUCUCAAAUCCUCCUUGAAAUUCAGGACACCAUAAAAUGUCCACCAUCUGAAGCAAAAACAAUGAAGAAGGCAACUAAAAUAAGUGUUGGAGUAACCACAACAUUUUAUAUGCUUUGUGGCUUCAUGGGUUAUGCUGCUUUUGGAGACACAGCACCUGGGAACCUGCUCACUGGAUUUGGUUUUUAUAACCCAUAUUGGCUUGUAGAUAUUGCUAAUGCUGCUAUCGUAAUUCACCUUGUGGGGGCAUACCAGCUGUAUGUCCAGCCCAUCUUUGCCGACGUCGAGAAACGGGCUGAAAAAAGAUGGCCCAUAGUUGACAUUAACUACAAAAUUCAAAUUCUUGGUUUUUCUCUAUACAAUCUAAGCCCAUUUAGAUUAGUUUGGAGAACGGUGUUUGUUAUCUUAACCACUCUUAUAGCAAUGUUGCUUCCAUUCUUCAAUGACAUUUUGGGACUUAUUGGAGCACUGUCGUUUUGGCCUUUAACUGUUUUUUUCCCGGUGCAAAUGAUUAUCAAACAAAAGAGAAUCUCAAAGUGGAGUGGGAAAUGGAUUGCUAUGGAAACCUUGAGUGUUGUUUCCUUCAUUGUAUCACUAGCGGCUGCAAUUGGCUCAAUAGCUAGUAUCGUGCUUGACUUAAAGAAAUACAAACCGUUCAGCGUAGACUAUUAA